AUGGCCCGACAGAUUCAUAUCGACAGAUAUGAAUGUGAUAUGUCUCGAUCAACCAUUUCCAGGGGCAGUCGUGCUGCUGCUUUUGUGGGUUUUUGUUACAGUAUAUUCCUGAUAAUUUGCCUGAUUGAAAUCUCCCAGGCAAUUGACAUGCUGACUCCACCAGGGGCAAUCACCGAUGGCAUGACUUUGGUAUCUGCGAGAAAUGUAUUUGAGUUUGGCUUCUUUAGUCCCGGAAGCUCCAGAAAUAGAUACUUGGGAAUAUGGUACUUUCAGAUGAGUCCACAAACCAUUGUUUGGGUUGCAAAUGGGAAUAAUCCGCUUAAUGACUCAUCAGGAGUUGUAAGCAUUGCAAAAGAUGGAAAUUUCAUCCUCCAAGACCAGACAGAGAGGAUUGUUUGGUCUACAGGUGCGGAGAACAUAUCCUCAAAUGGGACCUUUUUGCAGCUAUUGGAUUCUGGAAAUCUUGUCCUGAGAAAUGACAACGGUGGAAAUGCAGGAGACUAUAUUUGGCAAAGCUUUGAUCAUUUUUCAAAUACAUGGUUAACAGGAAUGGAGCUAGGGAAGGAUCCCAGCAGUGGCCUGUUUCGACGUAUGACAUCAUGGACAAGUGCAGAUGACCGUGCCCCAGGGCAAUACAGUUGUAGUGUUAAUCCCCGUGGACCGCCCUUGGAAUUUGUACUUUGGGAAGAAGAUUCUCUACAGUAUAGAAGCGGACCAUGGAAUGGAGUUGGUUUCAGCGGACUCAAUUUUGAACCAAACAAUGUCUUCGACCUGAAGCUUGUGGUGAAUGCAGAAGAGACAUACUACGAGUACGUUCCUGAGACCAAACUUGUUACAACAAGGUCUGUUUUAAACUACUCCGGCAUAAUGCAGCGUUAUGUCUGGAAUGCUACCAGUCUAAAAUGGCUACUUGUAGGUAAUCUUCCCAAUGACCCUUGUGAUAAUUAUGGCCAUUGUGGUGCCAACAGUAUUUGCACGAUAAGUGACCCAACUAUUUGCAGUUGCUUGACUGGAUUCAUACCUAAAUCACAACAGGGUUGGGAAAUCCAUGAUUGGACUGGUGGAUGUGUUAGGAAACAUCCACUAAAUUGUUCAAAAGGAGAAGGUUUCUUGGAACUAAAAGGCGUUAAAGUUCCAGAUCAUUGGUUGAUUUGGAUUAACACCGGUAUGUCCCUGAAGGAAUGUCAAGCAGAGUGCUUGAAGAAUUGUUCUUGCACGGCAUAUGCUAAUUCAAAUGUUUCAGGGCAGGGAAGUGGCUGCCUAAUAUGGCAUGGGGAUUUGAUUGACGUAAGGCAACUAGUAAGACCAAGUGCUCAAAACCUCUAUAUUCGUGUUGCAGCUUCUGAUCUAGGCCCAAAGAAAAGAAACAAGGUCAUCUUGGUUGUGUUAACUUCCUCAUUAUCUUUGACAGUGAUGUUUUCAGUUUGCUGUAUCAUCCUACUUAACAGAGCACAUAUACAAGCUGGAAAGGUAAAACUGCAGCGCUGGUCUAAAGACAUGGAAGACCUGGAAUUGCCAACUUUUGAGAUAAUGAGUGUUGCAAAAGCAACUAAUAACUUUUCAGAGUCUAACAAGCUCGGAGAGGGUGGUUUUGGCCCUGUUUUUAAGGGUCAGAUUCCAACUGGUCAAGAAAUUGCAGUGAAGAGGCUCUCUGUAGAUUCCAAUCAAGGACUGAUUGAGUUCAAAAAUGAAGUUAAAUUGAUUUCUAAGCUUCAACAUCGGAAUCUGGUUAAACUUUUGGGAUGCUGCAUUCAAGGAGAAGAGAGGAUGCUGAUUUAUGAAUACAUGCAUGACAAAAGCUUGGAUUACUAUAUUUAUGAUAGUACAAGAAGGCAUUCACUAACGUGGACGAGGCCCUUUGACAUUAUUAUUGGAAUUGCUCGAGGGCUUCUCUAUCUUCAUCGAGAUUCAAGAUUGAGAAUAGUUCAUAGGGAUCUGAAAGCUAGCAAUAUUCUUCUCGACAGAGAGAUGAAUCCUAAAAUUUCAGAUUUUGGCAUUGCUAGAACUUUUGGAGGAGAUCAGAGUUGCGAAAGAACAGGAAGGGUUGUUGGCACCUAUGGUUACAUGUCUCCCGAAUACGUUGUAAAUGGACUAUACUCAAUGAAAUCAGAUGUCUUCAGCUUUGGAGUAUUGAUCCUGGAAAUUAUCAGUGGCAGAAAGAACAGAGGUUUUUGCCAUCCAGACCACAACCUUAACCUACUCGGACAUGCAUGGAAACUCUGGCAUGAUGGGAAUGCCUCUCAACUAAUAGAUGAGCUAAUGGAAGAAUCAUUUCCCAUGUCUGAGGUAGAAAAAUGCAUUCAAGUUGGCCUCUUGUGUGUUCAGCGACGCCCUGAAGAUAGACCUACCAUGUCCGAUGUACUGUUGAUGUUGGAUGGUGAAAGUACCAUCCUUCCCCAACCUAAGACGCCUGGUUUCUAUAUGGAAAGGUGUGGAGAUGAGAGACUAAAUUUGCUAGGUGAAGAAUGCCCUACCACAAAUGAUGUAACUAUCACUGUAGUUGAGGGUCGAUAA
Messenger RNA from Coffea eugenioides, 2514 nucleotides. RefSeq names its product G-type lectin S-receptor-like serine/threonine-protein kinase At4g27290. The record is from RefSeq and is a predicted model, not a curated record. The coding region runs from base 1 to 2514 and encodes 837 amino acids. Gene Ontology annotation, molecular function: protein serine/threonine kinase activity; ATP binding. The transcript is spliced from 7 exons. Lineage: Eukaryota; Viridiplantae; Streptophyta; Magnoliopsida; Gentianales; Rubiaceae. Gene Ontology annotation, biological process: recognition of pollen; protein phosphorylation.